Truncatella angustata is the source of this 1383-nucleotide messenger RNA. Its product is annotated as aquaporin. Gene Ontology annotation, cellular component: plasma membrane. Gene Ontology annotation, molecular function: water channel activity. The record is from RefSeq and is a predicted model, not a curated record. NCBI's taxonomy places the organism in Eukaryota, Fungi, Ascomycota, Sordariomycetes, Amphisphaeriales, Sporocadaceae. Gene Ontology annotation, biological process: transmembrane transport. The coding region runs from base 49 to 1116 and encodes 355 amino acids. The transcript is spliced from 3 exons.
CCAUCAUUCGGUUUCACAUAAGCACGAACUCAAGACAAUACCACAGCAAUGAAUGUUGAUCGUCCCGGUCGGCGGAUUCGUUUCCCAUGGGAGGCACGAUCUGAAGUCGCCCCUCGCAGCGCGGCGGACAAAAAACUGUUCUCUCGACGCAUUCCAGUUAUUAAACACAUGUCGCCGUCCUCCAAGAACCACUUCGUAGCCGCAUUGAGCGAAUUUGUGGGAACCUUCCUGUUCUUGUUAUUCGCAUUCGGAGGGACGAAUGCCGUCAACAACGCAUCCACUGAAAGUGGCGACACACUGAAUGAUAAUCCAGCUAAAUUGCUGUAUAUCUCGUUGUGUUUCGGUAUGAGUCUGGCCGUAAAUGCAUGGGUCUUCUUCCGUAUCAGCGGUGGCCUGUUCAAUCCGGCUGUCACGUUGGGUAUGGCGCUUGUCGGGGCUAUCACUUAUACUCGUGGUAUCUUGAUUUUUGCCAGCCAAAUUGUAGGCGCUAUUGCAGCGUCAGCAGUAGUGUUAGGAUUGUUUCCGGGCCCGCUCAAAGUUGGAACCUCUUUAUCCGGCGGUACAAGUGUUGUCCAGGGGUUGUUUAUCGAGAUGUUCUUAACGACCAUGUUGGUGUUUACAAUCUUUAUGUUGGCAGCUGAGAAGCAUAGAGCCACCUUUAUUGCUCCUGUCGGUAUCGGUCUGGCUUUAUUCAUCUGCCACUUAGUAGGCGUUUAUUACACCGGCGCUGGCGUUAACCCUGCUCGAUCAUUCGGGCCAUCUGUCGUUCUUGGGUCUUUUCAUGGUUACGAUUGGAUCUAUUGGGUCGGACCUAUCCUCGGAUCUCUCGUUGCCACUGGCUUUUAUUUGUUGGUGAAAGCGCUCGAAUACGAGACCGUCAAUCCCGAGCAAGAUACUGAUGGCCUUGCUCAUAAGUCCAUGUUCCACAAUAGUGGCCAACAGCAGACAGCCACUCAUAAUGGCCGCAGUCCCCUCAGGCGCUCGAGUACCGAUGCGCUCCGUCCCGAUCUCAUCUCACGGGGCACGGAGGAUUAUGCUGGUACUAUAAGUACAACCGACAACCUCUAUAAGGAGAUUUCAAAUUUGGAGGCCGGUAAACGUGUCUCAUCAGCUUGAGGAGUUCAGUGGUUAUAUAAUUCAGGAAACCGACAUUCACAUUGAAAAUGCAACCUUCGACUUUCAAUGGCCUGAUAUAAGGACACGAAAAUUCACAUAUGUAAGGUCAAAGCAACCUGUGGGAUACUAAUGGAAACUUCAUGACAUCAAUCGGUAGGAUUGAAAUUAGAAAGAAAAUAAUGGGAUGAGUAGUCUUAGAGAGGAUGUUUUCAGCUCGCACGUAAUUUCACAGACAGUGAGAAGGAAAAGAAUUGACUUUGAAAUCAG